AUGUCCCUCGCCCGGCUGAGUUGUAUGCCCAGCCCAGUCGUAUGUCUGGUUACCACUGUCGGUAUGAAGCUGCCCAAUGUCGCUCGCCCGGCUGAGUUCUAUGCCUUGCCGAGUCGUAUGCCUGGUUACCACUGUCGGUAUGAAGCUGCCCAAUGUCCCUCGCCCGGCCGAGUUGUAUGCCUGGUUACCACUGUCGGUAUGACGCUGCCCAAUGUCCCUCGCCCGGCCGAGUCGUAUGACUGGCCGAAUUGUAUGCCUGGUUACCACUGUGGGUAUGAAGCUGCCCAAUGUCCCUCGCCCGGCCGAGUCGAUUGCCCGGCCGAAUUAUGUUCGUGUUGGGGACGAGCGCCACAUGAUGUUUGCAACGGCCGACCAGAUACGUUUACUUCAGAGUGUACAUGGUACCUGGACGGAACAUUUCGUGUGGUCAACAAACCAUUUACACAGUUGUGGUCCGUCCAUGCUUUUCUUCGACAAGGUGCCACCACAAAGCAGGUCCCCCUUUUAUGCGUGUUAAUGUCACGUAGGAGAAAGAACGAUUAUGAAGCUGUGCUGAGGAAAAUCGUUGAACUCAUGGAUGUCGCGCCAGUUGUAGAAGCAUUCACUAUGGACUUCGAAGCAGGUUGGCACCGACGCAUGAAUGCACGAGCGGGGAGGGGACAACUGCAGUUCUACGUCUUGCUGGGACUACUACUUAAGGAGGCAAAGCUGGUACCGCUACAGGCCCAGCUGGUGGGAGAGGGUAUAGGGAGAAAUAGGCGGGAGGUGUACUCCGAUAUGGAUAUGCGCAUAGAUGAGCUUUGGGAGAAGUAUGAUGCCCAUGACAUCUUGUGCGAGGACUUCCUCAGGGAGAUUGGGGAGAUUUAUGGAUAG
Mya arenaria is the source of this 873-nucleotide messenger RNA. RefSeq lists its product as uncharacterized. The transcript has 4 exons. The record is from RefSeq and is a predicted model, not a curated record. The coding region runs from base 1 to 873 and encodes 290 amino acids. NCBI's taxonomy places the organism in Eukaryota, Metazoa, Mollusca, Bivalvia, Myida, Myidae.